Messenger RNA from Mandrillus leucophaeus (drill), 2719 nucleotides. RefSeq names its product protocadherin gamma subfamily B, 2 (gene PCDHGB2). Gene Ontology annotation, biological process: homophilic cell-cell adhesion. Gene Ontology annotation, cellular component: plasma membrane. The transcript has a single exon. Gene Ontology annotation, molecular function: calcium ion binding. The record is from RefSeq and is a predicted model, not a curated record. Bases 194 to 2668 code for a protein of 824 amino acids. NCBI's taxonomy places the organism in Eukaryota, Metazoa, Chordata, Mammalia, Primates, Cercopithecidae.
ACCUCUGAGCGUCGCUGUCGGUCAAAAGAACGAAGAGAAGAUCCAGAGAAGCUUUUGGGAGCCUCUUAGAAGGGAACUUCCUGCACAAACCAACCACGCAGAGGAGGCCAGUGUAGAUUCGGAAACAGAAAACAAAGGCAGGAAAAGUGACCUGAGCCCGGAUUCUGCCAUCCUCGGAAGGCUUAUUCCUCCUAUGGGCAAAGGAGCACAGGGAGCCCGAGGGAGACAGAAGAUGAAGGCGAGCGCAGGGAGGUACGGGCUGGUGUGGUGGCUGCAGGUACUGUUGCCCUUCCUGUUGUCCUUGUUCCCCGGGGCUCUCUCAGACCAGAUCCGCUAUUCAAUUCCAGAGGAGCUGGCCAAAAACUCUGUCGUAGGAAACCUCGCCAAGGAUCUGGGGCUCAGCGUCCGGGACUUGCCUGCCCGGAAGCUGCGGGUUAGCGCAGAGAAGGAAUAUUUCACAGUAAACCCAGAAAGCGGGGACUUAAUUGUGGGUGACAAAAUAGACCGAGAGCAGAUAUGCGGGAAGCAGCCUCUGUGUGUUCUGGAUUUCGAUACUGUCGCUGAAAACCCACUAAAUAUUUUCCACAUAGCAGUAAUUGUGCAGGAUAUAAAUGAUAAUACCCCACUAUUCAAACAGAGUAAGAUUCAUUUAAAAAUUGGCGAAUCCACUAAGCCAGGUACAACAUUUCCACUUGACCCAGCUCUGGAUUCAGAUGUUGGUCCUAAUUCACUACAAAGAUACCACCUUAAUGACAACGAGUACUUUGAUCUCGCUGAGAAACGGACUCCAGAUGGACGUAAAUAUCCUGAGCUGAUUCUAAAACAUUCUCUGGACAGAGAAGAGCAUAGUUUCCAUCAACUGGUCCUCACAGCUGUGGAUGGCGGAGACCCACCUCAAAGCGGCACGACCCAAAUCCGAAUCCAAGUCACGGAUGCCAAUGAUAACCCUCCGGUGUUCAGCCAGGAUGUGUACAGGGUCACCCUGAGGGAGGACGUGCCCCCGGGCUUCUUUGUGCUUCAAGUGACGGCCACUGACCGGGAUGAAGGCAUAAACGCGGAGAUCACCUACUCCUUUCAUAAUGUGGACGAACAAGUCAAACGCUUUUUCAACUUAAAUGAAAAAACAGGAGAAAUCACGACAAAGGAUGAUUUGGAUUUUGAGAUUGCAAGUAGUUACACUCUGAGUAUUGAAGCAAAAGAUCCUGGAGAUCUAGCAGCCCACUGCAGUAUCCAAGUUGAAAUUCUUGAUGAGAAUGAUUGUGCACCUGAAGUUAUUGUGACUUCAGUAUUUACUCCCCUACCAGAGGAUUCGCCACCAGGAACAGUCAUCGCCUUGAUAAAAACGAGAGACAGAGACUCUGGAGAAAAUGGAGAAGUUUACUGCCAAGUGUUGGGAAAUGCCAAGUUUAUUUUGAAAUCUUCCUCAAAGAACUAUUACAAACUAAUGACAGACGGCGCCCUGGACCGGGAGGAGAUCCCAGAAUACAAUCUCACCAUCACAGCCACCGACGGGGGCAAGCCGCCUCUCUCCUCCAGCAUAAUUGUCACCUUGCACAUCUCCGACGUCAACGAUAAUGCCCCACUUUUCCAACAGACUUGCUACAUGGUUCACGUGGCAGAGAACAAUCCUCCUGGCGCCUCUAUCGCUCAAAUCAGUGCCUCUGACCCUGACUUGGGCCCCAAUGGCCAAGUUUCCUACUCCAUCCUAGCGAGCGACCUGGAGCCGCGGAAGAUUUUAUCCUACGUGUCCGUGAGCGCGCAGAGCGGGGUUGUGUUCGCGCAGCGCGCCUUCGAUCAUGAGCAGCUGCGCGCCUUCGAACUCACACUGCAGGCCACCGACCAGGGCUCACCUGCGCUCAGCGCCAACGUGAGCCUGCGCGUGUUAGUGGGCGACCUCAAUGACAAUGUGCCACUGGUGUUGUACCCCGCGCUGGGGCCCGAUGGCUCCGCCCUCUUCGAUAUGGUGCCACGCGCCGCAGAGCCCGGCUACCUAGUGACCAAGGUGGUGGCGGUGGACGCAGACUCGGGACACAACGCUUGGCUGUCCUACCACGUGCUGCAGGCCAGCGAGCCCGGGCUCUUCAGCCUGGGGCUGCGCACGGGUGAGGUGCGCACAGCGCGUGCCUUGGGCGAGAGGGACGCGGCCCGCCAGCGCCUGCUGGUCGCUGUGCGUGAUGGAGGACAGCCGCCACUCUCCGCCACCGCCACGCUGCACCUAAUCUUCGCGGAUAGCCUGCAAGAGGUAUUGCCAGACCUUAGCGACCGCCCUGAGCCCUCUGACCCCCAGACGGAACUGCAGUUUUACCUGGUGGUGGCCUUGGCCUUGAUCUCAGUGCUCUUCCUCUUCGCGGUAAUUCUGGCAAUCUCCCUGCGCCUGCGACGCUCUUCCAGUUCAGACGCUUGGGGCUGCUUUCAGUCUAGUCAGUGCUCCAAGCCUGGACCUGAGGUUCUCCCCAAUUACAGUGAGGGAACAUUGCCCUUUUCCUACAACCUGUGUGUUGCCUCACAAUCAGCCAAGACAAAGUUUAAUUUUCUGAACGUAACCCCGGAAUUGGUUCCCUCACAAGAUCUCCUCUGUGACAAUGCCUCUUGGGAACAAAAUACAAAUCAUGCAGACGCUGGGGUCCCUUUUGCCUCAGAUACUAUUUUAAAGGUGAGCUUUAAUUAAUUUAUUUUCACUUCUGGUUUUAUUGUUUCACCUAAUUUGGGUAGGAAGUUC